This is a messenger RNA of Temnothorax curvispinosus, 4270 nucleotides long. Its product is annotated as dystroglycan. Gene Ontology annotation, molecular function: calcium ion binding; laminin binding. The transcript has 14 exons. The record is from RefSeq and is a predicted model, not a curated record. Bases 48 to 3944 code for a protein of 1298 amino acids. NCBI's taxonomy places the organism in Eukaryota, Metazoa, Arthropoda, Insecta, Hymenoptera, Formicidae. Gene Ontology annotation, biological process: muscle attachment; axon guidance; morphogenesis of an epithelium. Gene Ontology annotation, cellular component: sarcolemma; dystrophin-associated glycoprotein complex; dystroglycan complex.
GCGUAGCAGCAUGGUAUGGUACCAGUGACUGAGAACUCCCCCGAAACAUGAAGAAGCAUCCUCACAUCCUCACGUGCGUCCUACUCCUGCUGCCACUGACGUUGGGACUCAGCCUGCAGGAGGACGACCUGGUCUUCGACGAUGUCGGCGAGGAUAACGGCAACGACAACGUACCUCUCGGGACCGUCCUGAUAAAUCAUCAUACGUCCCGCGGUCGAGCCGAUCGUUACGAGCACGGAUCGUCUCGUGAUGGCAGGAGGCACGCCUCUCGAGUCGAAAGGGCAUGGGGCGUGCCGGACUCUGUCGUCCCGGUCGGCCACGUCUUCAGGAUGAAAAUACCGCGGCAGGCUUUUUCGGGAAGCGUAGAUUUUUACGAGGUUCACGAGACUACGGAUCGCGAUCGUUUCCCGCGAUGGAUGCACUGGGACGACGCCGCUUCCACCCUCCUGGGCGUGCCGUCGAAAAAGGACAUGGGCAAUUAUCACCUGAGCGUCACGGCUGUCGGCAAGCACCGUGACACCGCCAAGGAUCAAUUCGUCGUGCAAGUUAUAGCCGAGAAGCUGGAGGAGCUGAAGCAUAAGGACGGCAAGACGCAUUGCGACGACGGAGAGGACCAGACAAUCCUUGCAAUUCUACUGGACGCGCGGAUGGAUCAACUCUCGCCUACCGUCAGGGUGAAUGCCAUCGAAAACCUCGCGGGAUUUCUGGGAAUGCACACGAGCGCAUUCUCGAUGCAUUCUCAAAGCGUUAAGGAUGCCACCGCGCUGGAUUCUUCCGUCAUCUUCACCGGACCCGGGAACGUUAGGCAUCAUAAAAACAAAGAGAGUCAUUUGACUACCAUCCAAUGGCAGGUUGGCUGCGACGGUCACUUAUGGAAGCAUCAAACAGAGUUAGUGAAACAGUUACGCGAGCAAGCGAAAGACGGUACUCUAGCGGAAGUUCUGCAGCUUCCUGUGAUGUCGUGGCGCGUUAGAACAGAUUUGAACUCCUUCCUGAGAAACAGACGGGAAGCCGGCUCCGGCGACUACGGCGAUUCGGACGACUACGGCGGUUACGAUGAUGAUUACGAUGGCGAUUACGACGAGGAAGACGAGGAAGAAGAUAACGAGGACUCCCGAGUACCGCCGACUUUCAUGCCGGACUUGAAACACCCACACCGGCAUCAUCACGGCGAGGAUACGAUCGAUUGGAAGGGCGAAGACAUCGAUGAAGAAGAGAUAAUACCGAGAAUGAGUCAAAGUGAAUUAGAAAAUAAUAAAAAUACAUCUACGACAAGAACCACUGAACUUACUACAUCAUCACCAUCAACAACUACAACUACCCCCACCACCACGACGACAACUACAACCACCACCCAAGCCGCGCCAACGACCGUAACUUCUACUAGUAGCACCACAACGACCGUCACAUCAGCCGAUAUAACAGCAACAGCUAGUAUCUCCACUGCUGUAGCCCCAUCGAUAGAGUCUCCGCGAUCGGAGACCACGGAUGAGGAAUCGUCGACGGAGAGAACGAGACCCGUGGAAUCCGCCGAACCCGUUACUGUUUUACCAACCAUUCCUUCGGACAUCACCACGACCCCUCUUCCCGUAACCACUCUGCCGCCUUUUAGCACGUCGGCCAUCCAGACUAGUAUCUCUGACAAAAUCGAAACGGAGAUCGUCAUUGGUAUUACUAAUGUUACGACGGAAGAGCCGGAACAAACUACAACUUCCACGAGGGAACCGACUAUUGUACCAACAUUGAAUAUUAUCAAUGCUAUGGACAUUGGCACCACCACUCCUUCACCUGCAGUCGUAACGAAUGUUAGCGCCUCUAUUAUCACGCCUGUAGUUGUAACGAAUGACACAGCUACGACUACGAUGACGAUGCCGUCAACACCGGAUCUUCGCACAACGACGUUGAACACAACACCGUCCACUACGUCCAGCACGACCACGACUACUACUACGACUACGACUACUACCGCGGCACCUACAACCACCACAACAACGACGACAGCUCGGAUUACCACGGAGAGUAUCGAAUAUGGCCAAGUCAACUUCCCACCGACACGCGACAGAAGAUUAAAAAAGAUACCGGUGACUGCCGGCAAACCGUUGAGCUAUGUUAUACCGGCCAAUACCUUCAUGGAUGUCGAAGAUGGCGAUACGAGGCACCUGAAGUUGAGCUUGUACUGGCAAGGUGUACCGAUCAAAACAACUCACUGGCUCCAGUUCAAUCAUCAUACCCAGGAAGUCUAUGGAUUGCCUCUUGAAAACGAUAUAUCUACCUGGAAUUACGAACUGGUUGCCGUGGAUAGUGAAGGCGCUAAUGUCUCCGACGAUCUCGACAUUCACGUUCAACAACACAAGCUGAGUCGUAGCGUCAAUCACGAAUUCAACAUUUACUUGAGAAUUGACAAACGAAACGAAUUCCCAACUGAUGUUGACUGGGAACUCAAGGUGAUCCGAAGCUUGGCUGAACUUUACGGAGACAGCGACACUCAACAUAUCACGGUUCGUUCCAUUGAUAUCAACACCGAUCGUGAGCAAGCCAUUUUCACAUGGACUAACGAUAGUCUUCCAAGAAGCAGCGAAUGUCCGAGAGAACAUAUAAACAGAUUAUUGCGCGUACUCGUCGACAGUGAUGGAGAUCCGUCGUCUUCUCUAAAAGCAGUUCUUGCUCCAGAAAUUAGGGUAAAACGUGUCGUGUACAAAGGAAUUGGACAAUGUGAGGAUAUGAAACGACCCGAGGUACCGAAAGUUUCUACCGAAGAGCCGAAAGUUAAUCUCCCGCCAGUACCGAGAAACCAAGUCGAUCUUGUUAACGCGACAGUUGGCCAGUUGCUCGUGUUUAAAGUGCCAGAAGAUACAUUCUUUGAUGCUGAGGAUGGAUCGUCGCGAAACAUGAAGAUGUCACUUUUGACCAUCGAUCGAAGACCUAUUCCAUCUUACGAGUGGCUGCAGUUUGAUAGCAAGAAUCAGGAAUUUUAUGGCGUGCCAAUGAGUACUCAUAUUGGUCGCAAGGAAUAUCAGUUGGUUGUCACUGAUAAAGAAGGUGCAAGCGCCACAGAUGGAUUGGUCGUUGUUGUUCAUCCGGCACCUUUCAUGUUACACACGGUGGAGUUUUCGAUGACGCUGGAUAUUCCUUACGAUUCCUUCGCGCAUUCUGCGCUUCAGAAGCGUAAUUUUAUUGAGAAAUUGCGCGAUCUCUACGGGGACAGAGAUACGAAUGCUAUCUUGCUGCACAACAUCUCGAAUGGCAGUACCGUCAUCACGUGGUACAACAGAACUCUACCUACGACGUAUUGCGCUCACGAGGAGGUCAAUAGGCUGCGAUCCGUGCUUGUGAAGAGCGAUAAUGAUCGGCGUUCCGUGACGGACGAGGUAUUAGACGUGAUGGGUCUGAAGUUUCCGGUGAAGCAGAUCACGGUGAUCCCGAUGGGUAUCUGCCUCGGCGAAUUAACGGGCGUUCACUCGCCGGACAGUCAUGUACCACCCGUGGAUGAUUCCACAUCUGUCGGAGCGUUCCAUGACGAUUACCUUCUCACCUUCGUCCUGCCUGCGAUUAUUAUCGCCGCUAUGCUCAUCCUGGCGGGAAUAAUCGCGUGCGUGCUACACAGACGACGACGCAGUGGAAAGAUGAGCGUCAGUGAACAAGAUGAUGAGCGACAGAGUUUCCGGAGCAAGGGAAUUCCCGUGAUUUUCCAGGACGAGCUGGACGAGAAACCGGAUCCCGGCAAUAAGUCACCCGUCAUUCUGAAGGAGGAAAAGCCACCUCUUCCACCGCCCGAAUAUCAGAAAGCCGAGGAUGGCGCCGACGUGCCGAUGCUGGCGAAGGAGAACUCCGAGGAGCCGUACCAACCGCCGCCACCGUUCGCCACGAAUCGCGACACCAAUCGGCAAAAUCGUCCUAAACCCACUCCAACGUACAGGAAACCGCCCCCCUACGUGCCUCCCUAACAAAAUACGGUGCACUCGCCUACGCGUAAAUAUAUGCUAGCAAUGCUCGGAGACUCACCGAUACACAAGCAAAACCAAAUUAAUUAUAAAAAGCAAUCUCGAAUUGGCGACGACGACGACGACGAUCGUGGGACUCUGAACGUUUAUAGCGACGUUUGAACGAAGGCCCUUCUCCAUUCACCCGGUAUGAGACAAUAUACUGCUUUGCGAGGCGUGAAUGGAAGAUUCUUCCGCGAGAACAUUCUCCGAAUCCGCGCGCGUUUUUACUUAUUUUAUAUAUGUAUCAGCAACGGCACGUCUCACCAUCGAUUUAACGAAAAAAAAAA